AACGCGUCACACGCGCGUGCCGCAGCUGGAGGAGGUCCACUCGGAGCCCACGGCAAGCGAGAGUCAACGCCGGUACGCGCGUUCUCUCCGCCGCCUGCUCGCCCAGAGGCCCGUCAGCUUGGUGGCCAGGCCGGCCGGGAGGGUCCGAGGAUUUCUCUACGACGUGGCCGCCAGCAAGGAGCUGGCUGUGGCGUCCGCGGUGUUGGCGCUGCUCAACGGCAUGCUGCUGGCCUCGGAGCGCUACGAGUGGAACGGGCGGCAGCGGGCGGCGCUGGGCCGCGCGCACCUCGUCUUCCUGGUGGGACACGCCGCCGAGCUGCUGCUGCGAGCCGCCGCCACGGGAGCCGCCUUCUUCGCCGUCAAGUGGAACCAGUUCGAGCUGUGCGCGCUUGUCCUCUCCCUAAUCGGCGACGUCGUCCUCCUGUCCGGCGUGUCCCAGUCCCGUCCCGAGUGGGUCCUGCUGCGGGGCCUCCGCACGCUGGCCAUUUUGCGCGUGUUCCGCAGCCUGGUGUCGGUGCGAGGCGUGCGCCAGCUGGUGCUCAUAUUCGCAGCCUCGGUGCCCGCCUUCAUCAACAUCGCCCUGCUGCUGUUCCUCGUCAUGUUCGUCUACGGCGUGCUCGGAGUCUCGCUGUUCGGGACCCUCCGCUCUGACGACAGCUUCAGUGGCCUGGUGAACUUCGGACAGCUCUGGCGCGCGCUUCUGCUGCUCUUCCGCCUAUCGACGACGAGUGCGUGGAACGAGGUACUCGGCUGGCUGCUGCCGGCCGGCAAGGGCCUCGCGGUCGCCUACCUCGUCUCCUACCUGUUCAUCUCCAACUUCAUCAUCUUCAACUCGUACGUCGCCGUAUUGCUGGCCGGAUACGAACAAGCGCUCAACACGGAGCUGAGCGGGCUGUCGGACGCUGACCUGGUGGACUUCGCGGCCGCCUGGGCUCGGCUCGACUUGGCCGCUCGGCGGACGCUGCCGCUGGCCGCGCUGCCCAGCCUGCUGGACUCGCUGCCGCGUCCUCUGCGGCUGCCGCGGCCUAACACGCUGGCGCUGGCCAUCAUGGACGUGCCCUUGCUCAGCGGCGACAGGGUCCACUACGUGCACCUGCUGCAGUCGCUCCUGCGCGUGCGCAUGAACGUGUACGAGCCCCUGUGCGAGCCCCUGCAGAGCAGCCUGGACGCGGCCGCGGCGGCCGCCUACCCGGAGCUGCGGCGGCCCGACAUGCGGCCCGUGUCGGGCACCAUGCAGCGCCAGCAGGAGCAGCGCGCCGCGCUCGUCCUGGCCGAGUUCUUCGUGCGCGGCUGCGAGCGGCUGCGGCUCGAGCGCGCGGCGCGCACCGUGCAGCGGGCGUACCGCGCCCACCGGCUGCGGCGGACCGUCACGCUGGCCAACCGCCUGCAGCCGUUCCCGCUGUUCCUGCUCACCCAGACCAACCUGCAGUACUGGUGAAGCCGUCCGGCGCCCGGGCCCCGCGCAGGCGGUGCUUCCAACCACGCGGCCGUCGCGUGAAGAACGAUAUCGCGAGCCGGGGAGACUGGCUCGUGGAACUAUUGCGAGACAUUGGCCGUUGCGCUCUUUUUUUCUUUCUUUAUUUUUUUUUUGUGGUGGAAUGACAGCGCCAGCGCGACUUUGUAUAUAUUUGUGACUUUUUGUCGACCGUAUUGCUCUUUCUUUAUUUAGCCUUUCUUUAUUUUUUUUCUUUGUUGUUGUUAAAUUAGAUUAUUCGAUUGUCUCUUACAGUGUAAGGCUCUCUGUUAGGCUGACUACUAAACUGUUUCAAAGUUCCGCCAUAGCUUCCGAUUUUUUUCUUUCUCUUAUUUGUCUUCUCUUUUGUCGGGCAAGUUGUCUCUUGAUAUCAUGAUAUUACAAUUCUCUAAACACUUUCUUCUUUUUUUUUAUGCGCCUAAAUGUUGACGAGAGCUCAAGAGCGUUCUCUCCGUUUCACUUAGGGUGCUUAAAAUGCAAUCAACGGCAUCGCUCCCGUGGGGAGCUGUGAAGUGGCCGAAACACGAUUGUCCAGUCUCGUUGAAGAAAAACAGUGCGGGGCUUGUGGUUAUGUUCCUUUUGCUCUCAUAAGCGCGUUAAUGUUUGGUUCCAGUUCAGCAGUGUUUCGAUUCUGUUUCCGUGUCAUUCCCAGCAUCAAAAAAAAAAUAACUGUCUUUUUUGUGCAUUAUACUGUUCUAGUGCGAUGUACUAUUGUUUGUAGCAGCCGGAGAAAUCUCUUCCCUGCCCCUAACUCCCCCCCUCCUUAUUUUUUUCGCCCCGCAAGGCUGCUGAUCUUCGAAGAAGAGACGUGCAUUAGGUGCGGUGUGACAGCAGCAUGCGCCUUUCUUUCUUCUUUUUAAAAAUUGUGAUUAAGACUUGCUUUAUAGCAGAAUGUAUGCUGUGUAUUCACCAUUACUGUUAGCUUCAUGAGGCAUUGUGAUAACCACGAUUUCAUAAAAUUGCCCUUUUGCAUCCGCACGAGUUGUACGCUUCCUCUCUUGCUGUCACUUUAUACACACUGUCUCGACUACAUUUCUACACAUUCUUGACGGAAGUGUCACUAUAGUCCCGCCGUGGUACCUGUGAUAUCAGAACAAUUAAGCUCGACGAGUGCAACUCAGCCUCUUGCGCAAUUUAAUGUCCAUGCCCUGAUGAAAGUGUUAAGGGAGAAUGAUAACAUAAAAAUAAACAGCGACCCUCGUUGAACGAAUUGAGUCGUAUUUCGCGUGAGCGUACUUUCUCUCAUUUAUGCCGUCAUUUUAUUUAAUUAUUUUAUUAUUGUUUGUCUAACUGCUUAUCUUAUUGUUUGUUUAGUUAUUUAUCUUAUGUUUUAGCACACUCAGCCGACUCCGCGUUGACUUGGGCGCGGUACUGGGCAGGACGGGAAGCUCGUCUUGUCUCUGGUCGAGCUGCAUGCUCUUCGGGGGCCUCCAUGGACACGUCUACCUCGAAUGUAUUUCCGAGCAUGCUCGGCCCGGGCUUGGCGAUUAGCGACGACUUCGGGAUCGGUAGCCCCAAGUUGUUCUAGACGGCGCUUCCGUUGCAUCUCGGUCCUUCUAGCCCGCCGUUCGGCUGCAAGAUCAUGAGAAGGGCAGGCUCCGUCCAUCCUACUCCACAGCGAUGAAGCACGGACUGUUAAUUCCAAGCGUCGAUACGGAACUGAUUACAUGCCUCUUCGAGCGCCGAGUUAUGUCGGGCGCUGAAGCCGUCCGCUCUGCGUUACCUGGGCGAGCUGGCACCGCGCCAGGUUUUUCCGAUGACGUCAUCCGAAGCGCCACUCGCCCAUUCUUAUUUAUAGAUCGUCCAUCAUCAGCUGUGAGAGCUGCGCCGCUGACCUCAUUCUUGGCGCUGUGGAAACAUUAUCGCCGAGCUUCAUACACCCGCAUCGCGAAUCUUCAAAGUGGGGGCAUAUACGCUCACGGGUAAUAAUAACGAGGUGCGGAAGUUGACCAUGUUAACCAGCUACAAAGAAAACGGGUUCACAAAGAAAACUUCGCAGGCGAAUAAGUUCUUCCGGCUUUUGUAGACUCUAUUGCCCCACGAAAGACAGCAGGUCGUCUCAGCGGACGCCGCCAUCUUGUCGCGAACAAUUUCUUCAGCUUGAAUGGCACACCGCGCGUUCUCGGUCCGCUACACUAGU
Dermacentor andersoni is the source of this 3614-nucleotide messenger RNA. RefSeq names its product sodium channel protein type 4 subunit alpha B-like. Gene Ontology annotation, biological process: neuronal action potential; membrane depolarization during action potential; sodium ion transmembrane transport. Lineage: Eukaryota; Metazoa; Arthropoda; Arachnida; Ixodida; Ixodidae. The record is from RefSeq and is a predicted model, not a curated record. Gene Ontology annotation, cellular component: plasma membrane; voltage-gated sodium channel complex. Gene Ontology annotation, molecular function: voltage-gated sodium channel activity.